AUGGCCGCCGGAGACCUCCUCAUCUUCGCGCGCGGCCUCCUAAUAACCACACCAUGGGCGCUCUACCUCAUAAUCAUGGACCUGAUCCUCUCCCUCCUCCUCCCGCUCAGUUUCCUCUUCCCGAACUUCGUCUACUCGGCCUCCUCGCUCGUCGCCUUCACCAACUGGAACUGGAUCCAAUGCAUCUUCGAGAUCCUCAACGGCGGCCAGAUCUCCAUCUCUGGCGACGUGCUCCCCCAGGGCGAAUCCGCCAUCGUGAUCUCCAACCACGUCAGCUGGACGGAUUUCUACAUGAUCCAAGCGCUGGCCGUCCGCGCGGGGAUGCUAGGACGUUGUCGCUGGUUCUCGAAGAUCGAGCUGCGCUGGGUGCCGUUGCUCGGGUGGGGGAUUUGGGCGAUGGGGAUGCCGAUGGUGAGUCGGAACUGGCUGAAGGAUAAGAAAGAGCUCGACCGCGUAUUCUCUGGGAUCAUCGUGAAGAAAUGGCCGACGUGGCUCAUCAGUUUCAGCGAAGCAACGCGCUACACGCCCAAGAAAUACGAAGUCGCGCGCCAAUGGUGUAAAGAGAACGACCGACCCCUCCCCAAACACCUGCUCUAUCCCCGCACAAAGGGCUUCGUGACGACGGUCCAGCAUCUGCGCAAAGCGCCGCAUGUCAAGGCCGUCUACGACAUGACCAUUGCGUACGAACACGACAACAAAUUCCUGAACGCGCCGUCGAUUUGGGAGUCGCUAAGUCUGAAUGAUUUAAGCGGGAGGAGAGGUUACAAGUUCCAUGUUGAUGUGAGGAGGAUACCGCUAGAGGAGUUACCGCUUGAUGAGGCGGGAUUGGCGAAGUGGUUGGAGACGAGGUGGAUUGAGAAGGGGGAGUUUUUGGAGGCGAAGAGGGCGGAGUGGGCGAGGAAUGUUGAGUAUGAGGACGUGAAGAGGAAAAUUGCUAUGUCGUAG
Molecule: messenger RNA, 945 nt
Organism: Glarea lozoyensis ATCC 20868
Lineage: Eukaryota; Fungi; Ascomycota; Leotiomycetes; Helotiales; Helotiaceae
Product: Glycerol-3-phosphate (1)-acyltransferase
Exons: 2
Coding region: 1-945 (314 amino acids)
Cellular component (GO): endomembrane system
Molecular function (GO): 1-acylglycerol-3-phosphate O-acyltransferase activity
Source: RefSeq, a predicted model, not a curated record